Molecule: messenger RNA, 852 nt
Organism: Fusarium pseudograminearum CS3096
Lineage: Eukaryota; Fungi; Ascomycota; Sordariomycetes; Hypocreales; Nectriaceae
Exons: 3
Coding region: 1-852 (283 amino acids)
Molecular function (GO): protein binding
Source: RefSeq, a predicted model, not a curated record
AUGACGUCUCAUGAUGCUUCAAUUGAUGGUCUACCAAAUGAAAUCCUCACAUCAAUCAUAUCUCCAUUUCCAACCAAAGAGCUCCUCUCUCUUGCCACCAUCAAUCGUCGCUUCUGCUCCCUAAUCACGCGCCUCAUCCACCACCGCCUCCUCCAAGCUGCUCCCCUCCCCGAUAACAAACUCAUUUUAGAAUGCUACCUUCCAAGUGACCAGCUCUUCGUCCCUUCUUUAGCAUGUCGCUACCAGGGUCUGGUGACCCGAGGCGACUCUCCUGUUAGUGAAGUUGACCCGACACUGUCUGAUCUGCGAUGUUUGUAUUCUUCUUUCAAGCCGUUCGAACCUGAGAGUCAAAGUCCCAGAAGAGGUCGUAGACGGCCCGUAGAGGCACACCCUUCCGAGGACACACAUGAUGAUACCGCUACACAGGAUAUCUUCCUUGAUGAUGGGGAGCUCUUCUCCCAGCUAUGUGCUAGCAUUCACCUCGUGAAGGAGGGGCCUAGAAGUGGCUUAUUCAUAAGUCAUGUCACUAUCGUGGACGGCGUCGUGCGUGUGUUUCGAAAAUGGCUUGCCGAAGCAGCAAGCAAACAGGAUCAGUCUCAACCUGGCCCAGAGAGUAUUCUCUGGGUUGACGAGAACAAUGAUGUCGGAAUACGAUUCAGUGUUGUCCCUGCACCAUCCGAGAGAAUGCCUCUGAUCUCAGGGCCCAACGAUGAUCCGCCCGUUCUUUAUAAACUGGUAUACGAAGAAUUACUCGUUCGAGCACACAAUAUACUAAAGGCCCUGGAGCUCUCCAAGGUGCAAGAGGUCGAGAGCUCAGGCAAGACCCUUGUGAUCCAUGUGGAUUCGAUGUAA